UCGAGCGGAGACGCGCUAUUCAACGCUGUAGUACUAGUAUUGCCAGACAUGGCGGCGGAUCUACACCCCGAGUGGAUAUCUUGUCUCCCUUCUUCUUGGAGUUAUGGGGUUACUCGGGAUGGACGUGUCUUCUUCAUCAACGAAGAAGCGAAGAGUACAACCUGGUUGCAUCCAGUAAGUGGCGAGGCAGUAAUAACCGGACACAGAAAAACUCCAGAUCUACCGACUGGUUGGGAAGAAGGAUAUACUUUCGAGGGAGCUCGAUGUUUCAUCAAGUGAGUCAGAAUUGUGCUGCCAUCCUGCUUCAACAUGCCUUUCUCAUUAUCUUAAUUAUUGCUUGGUUUGGCCCGCUUUGCAAGUCAUACUUGUCACACGGAUGACGACAAGGGAGACGUUGUGUAGUGUCAUGUCAGAAUGCCACAUCUUCUAUUGGAGACGUUGUGUAGUGUCAUGUCAGAAUGCCACAUCUUCUAUUGCCUCUGAUGUUCACAACUUUUGUAUGAAACACAAAGCCCAACCCUUAUUUGCUGUGCUGAUUUUGAAAGAAAAUAACAUGCUUAGAAAAUGACUGUCCUGUGAGCGUUACUCCUUUGUUUGCAUAUAGUAUCAGCAUGGACGGUUAAUGAUUAGUCAUUAUACUGAUACAGUCGGUGAGCAAAGUGUCAGUUGGUCUCAGUUUCAAACAUAAACAUCAUUCACAUUUUGACCAUGAUUGUGCUGGUGUGUAUGUAUAUAUGCUGAUAACUUGAAAACCUUUUUUGCAUUUGUGUUUGUGGCUGUAUGACUAAAACAGUCAUGUGUUCCACUAGUUCAGGGAAAGACACUUUCUAUUCCUCAUUUAACUCCCACCCUUCUGAACUAUAUUCGAGAAUUCUAUUUACGAAGUGAUGUUCACCAAAGAGGUUAGCUGAGGUCACCAUG
Molecule: messenger RNA, 921 nt
Organism: Hypomesus transpacificus
Lineage: Eukaryota; Metazoa; Chordata; Actinopteri; Osmeriformes; Osmeridae
Product: pleckstrin homology domain-containing family A member 5-like
Exons: 3
Coding region: 49-279 (76 amino acids)
Cellular component (GO): cytosol
Molecular function (GO): protein binding; phosphatidylinositol-3-phosphate binding; phosphatidylinositol-4-phosphate binding
Source: RefSeq, a predicted model, not a curated record